Molecule: messenger RNA, 1995 nt
Organism: Ectocarpus siliculosus
Lineage: Eukaryota; Phaeophyceae; Ectocarpales; Ectocarpaceae
Source: the annotation of a GenBank genome assembly
AUGGGAACCCUCCGACGCAGCAGUGCCUACGACGCGAGCGACAGACCUACUGCAACCAGCACCUGCGGUAGCAGCAGGAACAGCAGCAGUGCUUCUGCCACAACGCCAACAGCAGCCCGUGCACCUGUGCAGCCCGCCGUGUGGAACACCGUGAACGGCUGCCUGGAGCCCCUCCCGGACCCUUCGACGGGCAUGCUCAAGUGGUACUCGUGCGGCCCAACCGUCUACGACAGCGCGCACCUGGGACACGCCAGGACCUACGUGUCUCUCGACGUGAUCCGCCGCGUGCUCACCGACUACUUCCGCUUCGACGUCACCUACGCCCUGGGCAUCACCGACGUCGACGAUAAGAUCAUCGCCAGGGCUCGGGAGAACGGGCUGCGCGAGUGGCCCGAGGUGGCCGAGAUGGCGGCUGAGUUCGAGAGGCAGUUCUUGGAGGACAUGUCGGACCUCGGAGUGAGGCCUCCCGACGCUCUCACCAGGGUGACAGACCACAUCCCUGAUAUCGUUGCGUAUAUUCAGCGCAUCCUCGAGAAUGGUAUGGGCUACGAGGCUGCUGGGGGCGUCUACUUCGACGUGGAGGGGAUGGGCGGUGCUUACGGGAAGCUGGGUGUCAAGGCGUCAAGCUCUACGACACCCGAAGAGGAGGGCGGGUCGGAACUCCGGGGGAAGCGGAGCCACAAGGACUUCGCGCUUUGGAAGACGGCCAAGGCGGACGAGCCAAGCUGGGAGUCACCGUUUGGACGAGGGAGGCCAGGGUGGCACAUCGAGUGCUCGGCCAUGACCCACUCCCUGUUCGGCCCCAACCUAGACGUGCACAGCGGCGGGGUGGACCUGAAGUUCCCCCACCACACGAACGAGAUCGCCCAGUGCGAGGCGCACGCCUGCGGAGGCGUUGCGGCGACAGCAGCGGCGACAGGGGACGGGGGAGUCGGGGGCGAGAGGAAGCCGUGGGUGCGGCACUGGAUUCACACGGGUCACCUGAACAUCGAGGGACUGAAGAUGUCCAAGUCUCUGAAGAACUUCGUGACGAUUCGGGAGUACCUGGAGGGGCAUUCGGCGGGGCAAGAAGCUGCGGCGGAGGACUUCCGCAUGUUCUGCCUCAUGCACAAGUACAGCUCAAACGUUACUUUCAGCGAGGACCGAAUGGAGGAGGCCAGCGUGGUGAGGGGCCGCUUGCAACGCUUCCUGGCUCUGGCGGACGUGACCAUCGGGGCGGCGAGAAAAAACCGGCCAGCCGACACCGCCGUCCGAUGGGGUAAAAAGGAGAAAUGGCUAGUGGAAGAGACUUCCACGUGUCGCAGGGAGGUGCGUCUCGCACUGAGCGAUGACUUCGACACGCCCAGGGCGGUGCGGCACCUGGCUUCCCUCUGCGCGCUUAUCUCUCCCCACCUAAAGGAGCUGACACAGGGGGACUUGGGCCCCGUCGUGUCCGCGAGAAAUUUCGCGGCGGAGACGUUGGCGCUUCUGGGCGUCGGCGAAAGCAGCACCGGGGCGGCGGCGGCGGGAGGGGGGCUCGGUGAAAUGAAGGGUGGGGGGGGGGAGCGGGGGGGGUUGGUCGGUAACGACGGGCUACCACCCGCGAGGGAGGUCGUGGACGCGAUGGUGGAGUUCCGGAGGAUGGCGCGGAAGCAUGUUCUCGAGAGAAAUUUGAAGAAGAACCCGGUGUCGGGGAAGCUGAUGAAGAGGGAUUUGCUGCAGCUGAUCGACCACACGCGCGACGAAACCCUGCCCUCGCUGGGCGUCCAUGUCCACGACGAGCCGGACAACCAGUGCACGUGGAUGGUGCUCCCUCCAGACCAGCGGAAAUCCCGACGCCGAUCUGAGGACCAGGCAGAGGCGCGAGCUCAGGCGGGCGGUGGUAAUGGUGGCGUUAAGGGGGCAACGUUACCUGGGGACGCGAUGUGGGCUGACGGCGACGAGGAAGAGCCACCGUUGCCUGGCGGUAUUCCCGUACCGCCGGCGGCGGUCGGCGACGACAGACGGGGAGGUUAG